Messenger RNA from Cadophora gregata, 945 nucleotides. RefSeq lists its product as uncharacterized. The coding region runs from base 76 to 636 and encodes 186 amino acids. NCBI's taxonomy places the organism in Eukaryota, Fungi, Ascomycota, Leotiomycetes, Helotiales, Ploettnerulaceae. Gene Ontology annotation, molecular function: mechanosensitive monoatomic ion channel activity. The record is from RefSeq and is a predicted model, not a curated record. The transcript is spliced from 5 exons. Gene Ontology annotation, biological process: monoatomic ion transport; intracellular water homeostasis.
GGAAGAUCUUUGUAAUAUCUUCAAGACUUAUAAGAACUCUCUUCCUUGUCAAGCCACGGAAGAGAAGAUAAAAUCAUGGCAAGACCACGCAUUCGUUUGGAAGACAGUCAGGAUUUGCUCCAGCACGCUGGCGAGGAGGUUGGGAGACGUGCCAACAAGAUGUGGCAUGGCUUUACCGAUUGGGCUCUUCAGGAUAACAUUUUGGAAGUUGCUGUUGGUUUGAUCAUCGCAGCAGCCUUUACUACAGUAGUGACUUCCUUUGUCUCGGAUAUCUUGCUUCCACCUCUCUCCCUUCUUCCAUUCAUCAACCGAAAUAUGGAUGAGAAGUUUGCUAUCUUGAGAAGAGGUCCAGGAUAUAAUCAGACAGAUGGAAUUGGAUACAACACUUUGCAGCAGGCAGCUGAUGAUGGUGCGGUUGUGCUCGCUUACGGAACCUUCUUCAACAAGAUCAUCAAUUUCCUUGGAGUAGGAUUGGCUCUGUACAUAAUUGCCAAUAUCUAUGAUACCAUGAGCAACGAAUCCAUCAUCAAAACCACAGUCAAAUGCAGGUAUUGCCGAAAGCGGAUCAGUGGCAAGGCAAAACGCUGCUUCAAUUGCACCAGUUGGCAAGAUGGGCGUGAGGAUAGGAUGGAAUGACUGGCAUGAUUUUGGCCCUGUAUCUUCGAGCGUUGGAGAUGUUCUCGUUUCUUUCAUGGACACGUCAAGUCUGUUCUCAUCCUCCUUCAACAUACAUCACAGCAAUGGGCGAGGCUUCUUUGAGCCACCGAAAGGCCCAUCGUGUCAGUGAGCGUUCGUUACCGCAGUCGGAUGGGAAUGUUAUACGUGCUUUAAUGCUUUUUGACCUGAGGCUGGGUCCCGCUCCGCUGGGGAAUACUGCAAGCUACAAUGUUCUUGGAUCUUGAAAUUUUACUCACAACAUUAGCAUCAUACUUUACAUAGCCAGAA